Molecule: messenger RNA, 1293 nt
Organism: Annulohypoxylon maeteangense
Lineage: Eukaryota; Fungi; Ascomycota; Sordariomycetes; Xylariales; Hypoxylaceae
Product: YebC-like protein
Exons: 4
Coding region: 235-1125 (296 amino acids)
Cellular component (GO): mitochondrion
Source: RefSeq, a predicted model, not a curated record
GUAGACCUAGUCAAAUAGCUUUCGAAGUUUAAUAGAUACUAGGUACAUAAUUAUGUGCAUACGUUGAUGUAUGUACAUGAGUACCAGGUAGAUACUUCUUCGACAUCUGAGUCCCUACUAGGUACCUACCUUCCAUGUCAGCAACGUUGAAUUCUAAGAUACCUUACCUAGGUAGUACACACAUGCAUUGUACUCAUUUAAUCGAACGGAACCUGCAACAUUAUUAUAGUUGAUAUGUCUACCUAUCUGUCCUCGAUCUCUAGUCGGAGCCUUGCGCCGCGGUCGACCGCUCCUACUGUCAUAUGCGCCCUAUGUCGCCGAUCACUCUCUUCAAGCUUGUUACUCCGUAGCGGCCAUAAUCGAUGGUCCAAGAUCCGACAUAAAAAAGGUGCCGCCGACGCAAAGAAAAAUACCCAGAAUAGCAACUUUUCCAAGAACUUGACGCUCUAUUCGAAACUAUUUGGUUCUGACCCGCGUCUGAAUUCACGGCUGGCUACGGUGAUUGCAGUUGCAAAGAAAGCCGGAAUGCCCAAAGCAAACAUCGAUAUAGCAAUCGCACGAGGCCAGGGCAAAUCUUCGUCCGGCGCGGGCCUGGAGAGCCUUACCGUCGAAAUCAUGAUGCCAUCUUCCGUAGCAAUGGUUGUCGAGGUGGAGACCGAAAAUAAGCUACGCGCCUUACAAGAUCUUAGAGGCAUAAUAAGGAAAUGUGGAGGUACCAUAACGCCGAUCGCAUACUUAUUCACGAGGUUGGGACGCAUUGUCCUCAAAGGCAAAAGCGACGACGACUUCGAUGGUAUCAUGAUGCAAGCGCUAGAGGCAGGCGCAGAAGAUGUUGAGCAGGACGAGAAUGGCGAUGUCGUACUCUGGACACAACCUAAUACGACUCACCAAGUGGCGCAAGCUAUGAGCGAAGCAAUCUCCGCAGAGAUCUUGGACUCGGAUAUUAUAUGGUCGCCAGUGGCAGACAAGGUCAAACUUGAUCGAUCGACGGCUGCUGCGUCCAUCAAUUCUCUUCUGGCGGCGCUACGAAACGAGUCUGACGUGCAGGCUAUCUAUGCGAACGUUGAACGGGGGACCGUGUCUGAAGAGCUCUGGGAAACAAUAGAAGAUAACCUUGACAUGUAAUCUAUCUAUUAUCAUUUGCUCUAUAAUAUCGAUCUCGUUACUAUAAACUACAGCAUAUAUGAGUGAUCAUACCAUGUGUCUUGUGAGACAGUCCUAUGUUAUCCACCUUUUUUUUUCUUUUUCUUUUUCUUUUUCUUUUUUCCUUUCUAUUUGGGGAGCAGAGAGUAC